This is a messenger RNA of Nelumbo nucifera (sacred lotus), 2218 nucleotides long. Its product is annotated as putative protein phosphatase 2C 60. Lineage: Eukaryota; Viridiplantae; Streptophyta; Magnoliopsida; Proteales; Nelumbonaceae. Gene Ontology annotation, molecular function: cation binding; protein serine/threonine phosphatase activity. The record is from RefSeq and is a predicted model, not a curated record. Gene Ontology annotation, biological process: protein dephosphorylation.
AAAAUGUCCAAGCACUGAAAAAGGCCCACCUUGAGCGAGAGCGGACCGUUGCUACUCGGGUUGCACUGCAGCCAAACAAGUUGAUUGGUGUAAAAUUGCAAAAAGGAAAAAGAAAGAAGAGAAAACCUCUCUCUCUCUCUCUCUCGUUGUGUGGAGUGGAGCCCAUAGCUGCCCCUCUGCUUUGCUGGCUUUGAGCUCUCCCUUGUUGGUUUUUAUGGGAUUGUCUGCUGAGAGUUUCAGUUCGCCCAAUCGGCACUUCGGCUGAUUGAAAACUCAUUUUUCCUUGUUUUUUUCUUCUCUUGUUCAAUCUUCUCCACUGCCUACUCCUUCAUCCACAAGAGGGAGAGAUAAAAAAGAGAGAGCGAGAAAAGAAAACGAAAGGGAGAGGCCUCAUCUAUUUCUAUCUGAUUUGAUGGAUCUACAGAUCUAACGCUCUCGGAAUCACAUGGACUGCUCUCUCUUUUCAGAUCUCCAUCGUCUCCAGCUGUAGAACCCAGUAACUGUCCUGGAACAAGAAAGGAGAAAAGCCUAAUAAUAAGUGGAGGAGAAGGCAGGUGGCUUUCUUUAUCUAGUGGGGUUUGGAUUCGUGUUACAUAUUUCGUAGAUGUGGAGAAAUUGGAGGCUGGUUUGGAUGAGAUGAGGUAUGUUAUCGGGGUUGAUGAACCUUCUGAGGGCCUGUUGGCGGCCAUCGUCGGAUCGUUAUGUCCAUACGGGCUCGGAUGCUGUGGGUCGACAAGAUGGGCUUCUAUGGUAUAAAGACACUGGGCAGCACUUGAAUGGCGAGUUCUCCAUGGCCGUGGUUCAGGCCAACAAUUUGCUUGAGGAUCAAAGUCAGAUUGAGUCGGGCCCUUUGAGCUCACUCGAGUCCGGGCCAUACGGGACUUUUGUCGGUGUAUACGAUGGGCAUGGUGGCCCUGAGACGUCACGCUACAUCAACGAUCACCUCUUUCAUCAUCUAAAGCGGUUCACUUCCGAGCAACAGUCCAUGUCAGUAGAUGUAAUACGAAAGGCAUUUCAGGCAACAGAAGAAGGUUUCCUCUCUGUCGUUACUAAACAGUGGCCAAUGAAACCCCAGAUUGCAGCUGUUGGAUCUUGCUGCCUGGUCGGUGUGAUAUGUGGAGGGACCCUAUAUGUUGCCAACCUUGGAGACUCUCGUGUUGUUCUAGGGAGGCUUGUCAAGGCAACUGGGGAGGUGCUCUCUGUCCAGCUUUCAGCGGAGCACAAUGCGGGCAUAGAGUCUGUGAGACAGGAAUUGCAUUCUUUGCACCCGGAUGACUCACGGAUUGUAGUUUUGAAGCACAAUGUAUGGCGUGUAAAGGGCCUCAUACAGGUUUCUAGAUCUAUUGGCGAUGUGUACUUGAAGAAGGCUGAGUUCAAUAGGGAACCUCUGUAUUCUAAGUUUCGCUUGCGUGAACCCUUCAGGAGACCAAUACUGAGCUCCGAACCAUCAAUUUCAGUGCAUCAAUUGCAGCCACAUGAUCAAUUUCUUAUAUUUGCAUCUGAUGGUCUAUGGGAGCACCUUAGCAAUCAAGAAGCAGUCAAUAUUGUUCAAAAUCAUCCACGCAGUGGAAGUGCUCGGAGGCUUGUGAAAGCUGCACUGCAGGAAGCAGCAAAGAAAAGAGAAAUGAGAUACUCAGACCUGAAGAAGAUAGACCGUGGAGUUCGCCGGCAUUUCCACGACGACAUAACAGUCAUCGUUGUUUUUCUCGACUCAAAUCUUGUGAGCAGGGCAAGUACAGUCAAAGGUCCCACGCUGUCUGUGAGAGGGGGUGGGAUCAACCUACCUGCAAACACUCUUGCCCCUUGUGCCACGCCUGUGGAACUUGGUACCACAUGAUGAAGCCAUCUCUUUUAUUCUCUUUGUUGUACUAAUAUGUGACCCUACUUGAAUCCUCUGUGACUGUCAGGUAGCAUUCAAGAGAGAGAAAGAGAGUAGGAGGCAUUGAAUUCUUUAGUGUACACUAUAACAUUUAACUGUGGGGACAGGUAAAUGAAUUUAGUUUCGGAGCUUCAAAAGAAAAAAAAGGUGGGGAAGGAAAGAAUUUAUUUCCUUGGAACAGAUCCUCCUACUUGUCUUCUUUCGAAUCUGGCUUCUGUAAAUUGUGUGAAACAUCUUCCUUGGCAAUCGAAGUUCAUCUUUUCCUUUUCCCCAUCCCUUGGGCCUGUUUGUUACUGAAAGUCUAUUCUGGUAGAAAUUGAAUUUAUUUUGUUAUAGCUC